GGCGAGUUAUCGUUACUGGAAAAAAUAGUUUCUGUGCAGACCGAUCGCUUUUUUUCCAGACAUGGAAAUAACAGGAAUAACCAUUUGUGUUGGUAGCUAGUCAGCUUGCUAUGCUAGCAAGCUUGUUCACCCCUCCUACGUUAUCGUGGCUCUUCUGUGUUUUGAUAUAACAUUCACACACAUGACAGCAAACAGAGAAAUAGCCUUGCCUUAUCCAACCAGCUAUUGCAACACGCAAAAGUGGUUCCAAGUUAUAUUGUAUACAUGGCUGAGCGCCGAAGACGUGGAUGUCGAUUAUGGCACCUCUCGGUUAAAUACGAAAUACACAUUUCAGUUGAAUGCAUCCAGUUGUACAGCUGACUAGAUACCCCCCCUCUUUCCCGUCACAUAUUAGCUAGGUAACUGGGGCGGCAGGUAGCCUAGCGGUUAAGAACGUUGGGUAACCGAAAGGUCGCCAGUUCGAAUUCCCAAGCCGACUAUGUGCCUAAUCUUUCCUUAAGCAAGUCACUUAACCCCAGUUGCUCAUGUAGUCGCUCUGGAUAAGACAGUCUGCAAAAAAAAAGACAUGUGAAACUAGAAACAAAAUAGUUUGCCAGUUUGUCGUCCUAAAAACCGGAAAUGAGGUACCUCUGGUUGUCAUUCAUAUGGGGAAAUAAUACGGUUUUGGGAUGAACGCCAAGUCUGAAGUGUAGUACACCCACAGUGCGAUUUCAUUUUUUUGUUGUCAAAUUAACUGUUGUCUUUUGUUGAAUUUAUAUACAACUCUCCAACCUUGUUUAGCAUUACUUUGUCCAAAUAUGGCACGAUUCCACUAUUUGUAGCUGUUUACAUCACUUUUAAAUGGUGGGGCUUUAUAUUUGAAAGCCACCAGCAAAUUUCAGUUGUGGCUAAUCCUUAUUGUGGCUAAUUUCACAUGGUUGGUAAUUAGUCCAACAGCAACUGAAUUUGUCAGGGAGAUGUUUUAUUUGUUAGACAUAACCAUUAUUAACUGUAAUACAUGUUAUUUUAGAAACGCAUUAGCCCUAUACAUAGUAUGCCAAUAAUAUUAAUAAUUUACAUUUGGAUAUUGUCUUUAUUUAUGUAAUGAUAGACAGUAAAUGUCAGAAUCAUAAAUAUAAAUGUCACAUCAGUGUCCUAGUUGUGGUGGAAGCAAAGAAAAGAUUAUCUCAGACCCAACAUGACGACCAAAAUGGCUCCGCGCGUGUGCAUGUUGAGUUUGUCUAUCCCACUAGACAUGAUGAAAUAGGUUGAAAUAUCAAAACGAACUCUGAACCAACUAUAUUCAUUUGGGGACAGCUUGAAACAUUUAUCUAGCCAGCUUGCUGUUGCUAGCAACUUGUCCUGGGAUAUAAACAUUGGUUUGUUAUUUUACUUGAAAUGUACAAGGUCUCUUUUUUGAUGGAUCUUUGUAGAAUAUCGACCAAUUUUUAAUCACGUAAAAUUGUGUUCUCUCUACUCUGGCAAGGAGUCCACAGAUAAAGGGGAAACCUAUAUAGUUUCUAGUAAUCUCUCCUAGUUCAGUCUUGUGGGGGGGCUACAGGACAGGCUCGUUGGAAUGGAAUUAAUGGAACGAUAUCACACACAUGGAAACAACAUUUUUGAUUCUGUUCCAUGUAUUUCACUGCUGGAGCUGAGAACAAUGUAGCUGCCUGACUCGCCCUGCAUCCUCACCCUACCUUCCAACCUCCAUCUCUCUCCCUGAUUCCGUCUCUCCUUUCAUAAAACAAAACCAUAGAUUGUUAACUACCGCAUGUGUGUCAUGGAUCAAGAAUGAGAAACAUGGAGUCAAUUUACAUUUUUCUCAUCCUCCAUGCUUCGGUUUUGUAAUUUUUUUUUGCCCCUGCAGACAGGAAAUUCGAGACAUAUACAGGAUGCUACCCUCCACAGCAUAACAUUCACUCCAGAUCAAAAAUCCAAACCUACAACCUAAUUUUGGACUAAAGGACCUGGAAGGAUUAAUGCUACUAUCCAACCUGGAACUGAGACAGACCAGAUAAAACUUCAAUUAGCACUGACGUGUGAGGUGUCAAAGCCUUUGAGCCCAACAAAUGGCAGGCUACCCCACCCAAAUCCAGAGGCCUUGAAGCCCCCUCCUGCUGUUCAGAGACCAUCUACUGGCAUUUUCUACAAUAGAUCUGCCUCCAGAAAAAAUCUUCCAAGUGGGUGUGACACCUACUUCCAUUGCCUGCUGCACUGCUGCUUGGAUUCCACCUGGCGAUCUGUUUACCGUCUGUCCUGGUUGUCUCCCCCUGGUACAGGUACCACCCCCCUGAGCUUUCGCUCGCCUCCAGCUCACAGGCACUGUUGGGGCGAGUGACUCUGACCUUAUAAUGGCUAGUCCCAAGUCGUAAUUUUUUUGCUUGUGCAUUUUUGCUUUUUGUCUCAUGAUUCCUUCAUGCUUUGUUCACUGAACUUUCUUGUUUACCCAACCGUGGGACAGACUGUUUGUUCCCACACUCGGGACUCUGACUCUCUAUUGGUUACACGGACUCUUGGCCUCCCAUCCUAUUCUAACCACCUCUCGCCGGCUUUGUGUUCAUGUUACCGGAUGCAAUUGCUGUGUAAUAUGAUCUUGUUGCCAUCUGAUGCACAUUCAAAUGUAAUAAAUCAACACUGCAGAGCUCUCCCUGUCCUCUACCGUGCCUUGAUUUUAUUACUGUUGAUGAUAUCUGGAAAUGUGCAUGUACACCCUAUCUACUGUUGUUUGCCCCAAUUCUUGUGCUCUGAUAUCGGUUUCACUGAUUUCUACUCUUUUAAAAGCCUGGGUAUUCUGCACAUUAACACUAGAAGCUUAUUACCUAAAAUCGAUCAAUUGAAAGUGUGGGUUCACAGUUCCAAUCCAGGUGUUGAUCAUUACUGAGACGUGUUUAAGAAAGUAUUUUGAAUACUGAUGUUUAACCCUUUCUGGUUAUAACCUUUUUUGGCAAGACAGAUCUUUGCUUUAUCUUGGCCAGGUCGCAAUUGUAAAUGAGAACUUGUUCUCAACUUGCCUACCUGGUUAAAUAAAGGUAAAAUAAAAAAAUUUCAAUUUUCCAAAGUUGGAGUGGUAAUCUUUACCAAGAAUCACCUUCAGUCCUCAGUUUCCACCAAGUCUGUCCCCAAACAAUUUGAUUUGCUUAUUUUAAGCAUUAAACUUUCAAAUAGCUCUUUGACUGUUGCUGGGUGUUAUCAUUCCAUCUCUGAUUCAGAUGACCAUCUUAUCCAUGCUAGAUUACGGGGACGUAAUUUAUAGAUCGGCAGGUAAGGGUGCUCUCUAGCGGCUAGAUGUUCUUUACCAUUCGGCCAUCAUAUUUUGCACCAGUGCUCCUUCUAGGACACAUCACUGCACUCCUAUACUAUUCUGGUCAUCUCUGUACACCUGUCGCAAGAGCCACUGGUUGAUGAUUAUUUAUAAAACCGUCUUAGGCCUCAUCUACUGCAGCCCUCAUCCUCCACAUGCAACACCUGUUCUGCCAGUCACAUUCUGUUAAAUGUCCCCGAAGCACAGACAUCCCUGGGUCACUCAUCUUUUCACUUCUCUGCAGCUUGCCACUUGUGCUGUUUGUACCAUGUGUUGUGCUGCUACCAUGCUAUGUUGUCUUAGGUCUCUCUUUAUGUUGUCUCUUGUUGUGAUGUGGAGGCCUUUUGGUACGCUGUCAUUGUAAAUAAGAACUUGUUCUUAACCGACUUGCCUAGUUAAAGAUAUUCCAUUCCAGCCGUUACAAUGAGCUCGUCCUCCUAUAGCUCUUCCCACCAGCCUCCACUACUUGUUGGCAACCAACUUUAAGGUGCAUUACUGCAACUGACUGGAGUCUGAACCUCUCACCUUUCAAUUACCCACAUGGGUAUAUUCUCCUAAAAACCAAUGAUGAGAUAGUGAGGCGGGACUUGCAGCGUGUCAAGUGUCUAAAAAUAGAACAAAAUACAGCCCAAGUUUUAUAUAUUAGUGGCUGGAUAUAGACGCUCGCUUGAAAUGAUUGAAUAACAUGUAUGUGUACAUUUAUUUUGCAGCAAACGCAAUGCGUCCGGUGUGGUCAGCAUGUAACUAGUGCCUAUUGAAGAAUCUUUUUUCCUGGGGGACUUUUGUUUAGAAUUUCCCCGAUGCUCAUUCUGAACGUGAACACGCAUCACUUGCGGCUUCUUCCUAGGCUCCUAAGAAGAGUUGUUGGAGCAGGUUGUAAGAAGACCACCCAUGGAACUGAACGCUUGUUGGUACGGUGUCUGUUUACAAACCUGCCAAUCCGGAGUACUGCUUAGGGAAGCAUAGGAGGAGCAGCAAGGCCUCAUCCCUGAGAAUCUACGUUCUCCACCAUCUGAGAGACUGGUGUGACUCAUCUAGAGAGUCCAUCCACUGGGGAGCUCCAUGGUACAGGGCCCCUGAAGGGCUGGGACCAGCACUGAGGGCCAGAGGCAGCCGUGGCGAGAUGGGGUAGGGGCUGAGGACAGAGCCAUGGUUCAUGACGGCUCAGCCCCCCACACGCCGCCAGCACAGGUGGGCACCAAUGGCCGCUCUUCUGAGAGGAAGAGGACACCGAAGGCAUGUGACUGCUGUGGGCCCAACUCUAAGCUCCAUGAUGGGAAGGCCCCACAUGGGAAGAAUCCGGGUGGCAAGUCCCGACAACGCAGGGCCCAGCCGGGCAAGGGCCAGGCACUGGGGGAGACCCCUAAGAGAAAGUGUGGUCGCCCAUCUUAUAAGAAGACCCUGAUGACAGAGGAACAGGUAACAGCCAUCCGAGAGGAGCUGGAGAAAGACUCUGCUGUGGAGCAGGUAACAAACCCUUUAGCUUCACCUGUAACCAACUCUGUUGGUCAAACCUUAUUGAACUCUAUGGGUCAGAAGUUAACGUACACUAUGGUUAAACUGGUGAAUAAGUCUGUGGUUCAACCGGUAACGACAUCAGUGGUUGAGCAUUUUGCUGAUUCAAUAAUAGAGCAGGAGAGAGCCUGUGAAGGGGCUGUGUGUGAGGGGGAAAAGGCCCCUGGUUCAGUCAAACAGCCGGUUAUAGACCCUAAGAUGGAGGUCAUAAAGCAGCCCCUGACCCAGGCUGGUGACCCAGCUGUCUUCCUUUCCAACGGUACAUCAGCUGUCCCCAAAGAGGAACCAACACACUGUAGCGCCCCUAUGGAGGUGGAACCAUCAGCCAUAGCCUGUGUUUCCCCAGGCAUUAUUCUGUGCAGCACCCUACACACAUUUGCUCUGUGGGACCACCGAGAUUACUGCAAGAUAGGAGUGUGGGCUCAAAGACCUGAGCAGGGAAGUGCCACAGACCUAGCACAGCAGUCCCAGCCAUCACCACAACAACCCAAACCAGAAGAGGGCAUCCAUGAAGGAAUCAGAGACCUCAUUCAUGAGUUUCUGGAGCUCUUCUAUGUGACGUACGGGAGUUUCAUCCCCCUCAGUGAGACUGAUGUCUUGGCGCACCUGAAGAACAAGUGUAACACGGACUUCAUUGACCAGAAGCUAAACAUCCAUUUAGAAGUUUUGAAGUACAAAGCGGGUCUAGCCUCCAUCCCUAUGAGCUGCUUUAAAGUAGACUACAACAAGCACACUCUGACCCUGGAGGACCUGUCCACACUGGACGAUCAAAACUGGGUCAACGACCAGGUGAUAAACAUGUAUGGCGAAUUGAUCAUGGAGGCUACAGAGCACAAGGUUCAUUUCUUUAACAGCUUCUUUCACAGGCAGCUGGUUGCCAAAGGCUAUGAAGGGGUUAAGAGAUGGACCAAAAAGGUGGAUCUGUUUUCCAAGAGUCUGCUGCUGAUUCCUAUCCACCUGGAGAUCCACUGGUCCCUGAUCACAGUAGACAUGGCCAACCACCACAUCCACUACUAUGACUCACAGGGCAUUGUCUUCAAAUACACCAUAGAGAACAUCAUGAGAUACAUCCUGGCCGAGGCGAAGGAGAAGAAACAAGCUACCUAUCAGAAUGGCUGGAAGAUGAUUAUAAACAAGGGUAUUCCUCAACAGAAGAAUGACAGUGACUGUGGAGUCUUUGUAUUGGAGUACUGCAAGUGCCUGGCUUUAAAAGAACCGCUGCAGUUCACACAGGACGACAUGCCCAAAGUCCGCAAGAGGAUUUACAAAGAGCUCUGUGACUGUAAACUGAGUGACUGACUGACCACAGCUGAGAAAGUACACCGGCCUCUCCAGUGAACUGUGGGUUAACAACUGUUAUUGUACAAGGGCCAUUUAACACUUUGUUUUUAAACUACUGGAGCCAAGGAGAAACUGAAGGAAAUGCCGUAGAGACACGACAUUUGACUGGUGACAGUCUUUUCUCUCCUUCAGAGGAGGGCCAGCGGUGCAUAUUCUGCAAUAAUUGUAUUUUUAAAUGCCCAGUUUAAAAAAAAAAUUUAAAAAAUCUUUAACGGGAGGGGAGGGACCUGAGACUUUGAAUUCCUUUGGGAGUUGACGUCCACAAAGUUUCCAUUGUUGACUGCCUGACCUGGGUCUGGAGCUAAAGCUGCUGCUAUAAGGUUUCAGAUGCCAGUGACGGACCUAUAUGUGCUGAUACCGUUUCCUAACUUCAGUUCUUGAAAUGUAAAUGGCAGAUUAUAUGGGACAUUGGGUGAAAUUUGAAGGUUCUUGUUUUAUAUCAUGUAAUCUCUGCCUGACUAGUGCGGUAAAGAACAAGACUCAUCAAAGGUUAGCUUUUAAUUGAAUGUACCGUUUUGUCACUACUUCCACUCUCUUGGGCUAGAUUCCAUCUGUAUACCGGACGAUCCACAUUUUACAAAUUAAAGGUCAUUUCCAAUUGCGCUGACAUGCAGCAUUUACGUGGAUGCAGUCUCUGCAAACGCGGGAACAUUGUCUUGAAAUGUAAAUCGAGCUAUAACGUGGAUCUUUCCCGCUAGGGAUUGAAUUCAGCUCUUAGUUCUUGUGAAACUCCUUUGCAUCAAACAGCAGUUGAGACAGUUGAGCUUAGAUUCAAUGUGGAAGAUCCGAACUAUAGGGAGACUGCCUUUUUUUACAUUUCAAUGUUUCCGCAUUCGGUAAAUAUUACACGUGUCGGCUCAAUCAGAAAUUACAUUUACAUUGCGCCAUUACAUUGAUCUUUCAGGAGUUAAGUGGGAGAUAUUUAGUUACAAUUGGCAAUGCUACUCCACUGAAAAUGGCUUCAUAAACACUGCUCUUUCUACUUCUGUCAAAUACUGUACACCUUAUUGUUUUUGAACCGCAUAUCUUGACAUAGUGUACUGAGGAAGAAGUAAUGCCUUUUUUUUGUAUGAGGGGCUGGCAAGCUAUGGUUCUCAUUGGAGGACCACCAAGCACUUGAGCUGACUCAGUUGGCAUCAGUUACCCAUCUGAGGGAGCUGGUCCACAGACUGGGUGUAGUUGGGGAAACGCUGCUGUCGAACAUGCUGAAUGAAUCCAUCUAUACUGUCAUCCAUUUCAUUCCAGCACACUAGGUACCAUUAGAGAUCAUGUUCACAGCAUUCUCUGUACUAGGGUUAAAUCUGUUUAAUCUUCGUUGAGAGAGACUUUCUGGUUUUUAUUUGAUAUUGUUCCUGAUUUUAAGCUGCUGUGGUAGAACCUAAAAUAUUGUAUUGCAAUUUGUUGAUGUAAUACAGGGUUAUACUUACAAAUAGAUACCCAGAAGGGUUAAAUUGGGAUUCUCUAGAUGUGAAAACUGUCCUCAAAAUGUCAUGUUAAUAGAAGUUCCCAAUGUAUGCGUCUCAUCCUAAACGGUGGCACAGUUUCCUUUCUAAGUUGACUCCUGAAUACAUUCAUACAAACACCA
Oncorhynchus nerka (sockeye salmon) is the source of this 7721-nucleotide messenger RNA. Its product is annotated as sentrin-specific protease 5-like. The transcript has 10 exons. The coding region runs from base 4430 to 6094 and encodes 554 amino acids. Gene Ontology annotation, biological process: proteolysis; protein desumoylation. Gene Ontology annotation, molecular function: deSUMOylase activity. The record is from RefSeq and is a predicted model, not a curated record. Gene Ontology annotation, cellular component: nucleus. Lineage: Eukaryota; Metazoa; Chordata; Actinopteri; Salmoniformes; Salmonidae.